Molecule: messenger RNA, 1663 nt
Organism: Trichogramma pretiosum
Lineage: Eukaryota; Metazoa; Arthropoda; Insecta; Hymenoptera; Trichogrammatidae
Exons: 2
Coding region: 120-1562 (480 amino acids)
Biological process (GO): positive regulation of transcription by RNA polymerase II
Cellular component (GO): nucleus
Molecular function (GO): transcription cis-regulatory region binding; protein binding
Source: RefSeq, a predicted model, not a curated record
UCGGACGUAGCGCAGCGUAUAAACAAAGGAAGAUCGCUCCGAAUUCGCAGCCAGUGUGAUUCUCGUGAACUCUAUAUAAAUUCUCGAAAUUAUUACGAGUGCGUGUGCGAGUGUGCACGAUGAUCGUGGCCGAAGACAACGACGACCACGAGGAGGACUGCCUCGCGAUACUGAGAAGCAUGCGCGAGGAGGUCGACUGGGAGAUCGAGGAGGAGAGAUACCCCUUCUUCCGGCGCCUCGUGUACCUGACGCACAAGUGGACUGGCCAACUGCCGGAUCUUCGCGACUUCUUCCGUCCCGAGGAGAUGGACUGGCUCCUGGCCGAGGACGUGAAGAACGAGGACAGUCCGGACGUCUACUUCAACGGCUUUCCGCUGAUCGGCUUUGUGAUACGCAGCGGCUACAAGGACAGGCCCGAGCUCGACGAGGCGACGGGCCGGCCCGUGCGGCUGCGCACCACCGCCGUGCAUCAGGCCGCCGCCGGCCUCCGAUACUUCUUCAACGUCGACAGUCUGUUUCGCAUUUACAGCAGGUACGACGUGAACUACGUGGACGAGCUCGGGCUGACGCAUUUUCACGUGGCCUGCAAGUUCAACUGCUAUCGGGUCGCCGAGAGAUUCCUCGAACUGGGCCAGGAUCCCGACUGCCUCGACGGGGAGGAGUCAACGUCGUCGUUGAUCAAUCCGCCGCUGCAUCUGGCGCUCGAGUACGGCUUGAGGGAUCUGGCCGAGCUGCUGCUGCGUCACGGCGCGGACGCGAAUCUCGCCACGGCCUACGGACUCACCCCGCUGCACGUCGUCUGCAGGCGCGAUCACGACGUGCUCGGGCCCAUCGUCCAGUGCGAGGCCAUGGUGCUGCUACAGAUGCUGUUCGAGACGGGCCGAGCUGAUCUGAAAGUCGACGCCCGGGACAAUUUGGACAGGACGCCGCUGCAGUGGGCCGUGGCGAAUCUCAUGCCCGGCAGCGUCGAGUAUUUGCUGGCUCGCGGCGGCGCCGAUCCGUCUAGCUUCGUUUUCCCGAGCGAGGACUACUUCGGCGACAGGUAUCGCCGGAACAGGAGCAACUGGGCCGGCUACAGGUACAACGUGGCCGCGGACGCGCUUCGCGUCUUCGACUGCCUGAAGCGGCGAGCUGGCUACGAGUUGACGCGCGCCGACGUCCUCACGGUCAUGCGGUUCUUCGUUUAUCUCGAGAAAAUUCCCAACGCCGAUGAUGACGAUGAUAAUUCCGACGACGAGGACGACGAUCGCGAGGAGCAGCAGCACACGAGCAGCUGCCGGGUGUGUCGCGCCGUAAUCGCGAAGCCGCCAACAGCUGCUGCGUCGCUGUGUCGCGCGCACAGAUUCGCCAAGACCACGCGAGGAUUUUUCCAGCGCUGGGCCGUGGAAUUUUUCGCCACGCUGACCCGUUAUCGGCUGCCGCUUCUCUGCUCCGAAAAGAUCGUGGGUAUGCUCGGCAACGAGCACGUGCUGACGAUGUGCACCGCCUCGGAGAUGACUCUGAAGGAGCAGAGCGAAGACAAGGAGGUCGAGGAUUUGAAAAAUUUGCACCUGAACGAGUGACGUCGCGCGCGUUUGAUUGUGUAAUAAUUUAUUGUUCAAAGAUAAAAAAUUAUUUGGAAUUAAACGCAAAUUCGAGUGCAAUGGAUUGUACCUUUCAUGAC